AUGGAAUACCAACUUCUAGAUAUAAAGGGCAAUGAACAAAUUGAAAAAUAUUCUUGGAGAGAAGCUUGUGAUAUUGGCAGCUCAAGAAUGGACAGAAAGCAUGGAAAAUAUGUAUUGAAUGUUGAGCACUCUGAAAACCAGCCGGUAAAAGAAUAUUGCCGCAAUGACUGGUCUAUGUGGAAAGUCUUCCUGGCUUGUCUCUUAGCCUGUGUGAUAAUGACAGCAAUUGGAGUACUUAUAAUAUGCUUGGUGAAUAACAAAGGAUCUACCAAUUCCUCCAUUGUUAUCCAGCUAUCCACAAACAAUGGAGAGUGUGUGACUGUCAAACCUGGAACACCCUCUCCUGCUUGUCCACCUACAGUGACCACCACUUCAACUGUACCUGCAAGUACAGCCACUGAAACUACAACUUCAACAGCUACAACUGCCACCACUUCCACAGAACCUACAGCUGUUGCAACUAUCAAUUAA
Pongo pygmaeus (Bornean orangutan) is the source of this 471-nucleotide messenger RNA. Its product is annotated as dynactin-associated protein. The transcript is spliced from 3 exons. Gene Ontology annotation, cellular component: plasma membrane; Golgi apparatus. The record is from RefSeq and is a predicted model, not a curated record. The coding region runs from base 1 to 471 and encodes 156 amino acids. NCBI's taxonomy places the organism in Eukaryota, Metazoa, Chordata, Mammalia, Primates, Hominidae. Gene Ontology annotation, biological process: activation of protein kinase B activity.